CACAUGUUUCGUGCACACAGCUACGGAAGGAAGUAAGUAGAUGGGAGGGGGGCGGAAACGUGCAACAUAUAAACGAUCGCAGCGGGGUGUGUUUUUAAAGUAAAGCGGGUGGCUCACGGGUUUUGUUGCAUCGGUCGGUGGUUCAGUCGGAAUCAAAGAAAGGAGCCUUAGAAGAGGUCUCACCCCAACGAGAAGAGACGACUUUGUCGAUUUUUUUUUACGGUGUUGGUCGUCGAUUGGAAUUAUUAUCACUAAUCGCUGCCUGCCGGUCGUCCGUGUAAAGCAAAGCACAAGAACUAGCGGAGGAUGGGAGAUGAGCUUCUGCAAGUGGAAGAGAAAGCCAAGAGGAAGGCAGAAAAGAGGAGGGCCAAGAAAAAGCGGCAGAAGGAGCGUAGGAGAAUCGAGCAGACCGAGAGUGGGCUCGCGGGAACGCUGUUGACAUUGGGAAUUCAGGAUUCGUCUUCGGAUGACGAUGAAGGGGAGGAGGGGGAGGAUGCAGAGGAAGAUGAAGAGGAGGAGGAAGAGGAGGUGGAAAGACACUUGGAGGAUCUUAACGGUCUGAACAGGAACUGUGACCCAAAUUUUGGCGUACAGACAAAUGGAGACGACUGCAGCAGACGGAGACACUCGGCCGACAGGAAAUCAAAAACCAAAAAGUCAAGAGGAAAAAGCACAGUGGAGCUGGGAGAGCAGGAUGCGGAGUGGGACGUCAACAGCGCUUUUUUUGCUGUGGCGGCGAGCCACGUGAAGGCAUUACAAAAACCCAGCAAAGCUGACAAGAAGAGGAGGAGCGAGGCCUCCAUGAUGGAGGCAAAAGACCCCGACUCGGAUUCGUUAAAAAGCAGAGAAUACCUGUUGCUUGGGAACGACAGAGCGCAGAAUGGACAGUACAGCGAAGCCGUGAAGUGCUUCUCUAAAGCGAUAUCAAUAGACCCAAACGACUACCGGCCGUUUGGGAACCGCUCGUACUGUUAUGACAUGCUGCGUCAGUUCCCCAAGGCCCUGAAGGAUGCUGAUGUGGCACUCGAGCUCUUCCCAGGCUGGGCCAAGGGACACUUUCGCCGUGGACGCGCCUUGCUCGGACUUGAGAAAUACAAACAAGCUGAAGAAGCCUUCAAGAGAGUCCUCGACUUGGAUAAAGACUGUGACGACGCUGUAGACGCUUUAUUUUCAAUCAAAGUUGAGAGGCUGAUGGACCAGGGCUUCACACGCGAGGACUCUGAAAAGGCUCUGAAUCAGGAGGAAUCUUUUGAAGCGGCUCACAACUUUCUUGUGAACAGCACUGAGUACCUGGAGACAAUGGACAUCUCGAAUGGGAGUGAUUCGGAUAUUUUUCACAAUAAUCACGUGGGAUACACGUCCAGGAUGGAAGCGAACUCCCUGUGGAUCGGGAACGUCACGAGCAAUGUCACAGAGAAGGCCAUCAUGGAUCUCUUCAAAAGGUACGGCACAAUCCGGAGCGUGCGCGUCAUGCACGAGCGCUACUGCGCCUUCGUCAACUACACGAACGGCGAGGCGGCAGCCAAGGCCAUGUCCGCACUGCAGGGCUGUGAGGUGGCCAACACUAAGCUUCUCAUCAAAUACCCGGACCACCACCCCAGCAACACACCGAAGGCGGAGAGCAAGGCGUCGUCUAACAUUCCACUCUCGGGAGACAAGAAGCGUGGACCAAUCAAUGGGAAUGAGUGUUAUUUCUGGCGAACGACUGGAUGCACCUUUGAAGACCGUUGCCGGUUUCGCCACGUCCCUGAGAACCGAUCCGUUGACCUCAAACCGUGGCAGCGCUUCAAAUAGGUCUCGUCUUGUCUCGCAAUCUCUCACGUCCUCGUUCUAACAGCAAUGUAAAAUGAGGGCCAUCCUAGAAAAUGUUUUAAUCCUCACACAUAUAUAUGUAUAUUUAACACGUAGGUUUUCACAGCCAAUAUUACGAUUCUUAAUACAUUUUUGGGUUAGGCCACAUAAUUAUCGGACCCUUCACCAACAACCGACACAGCCAGAUAAAUCAAUGAUUGAUUCUGUGCAAUAUUUUUGUAUUGGUUCAGCUCACCAGUAAGGUUGAAGAGCAAUUUACAACCAUAUUUCGCAAUUGGAUACAAUUACGAAAUUUACUUGUGAGAUGUGUUCUCUAACUUGUGAGCUGUCCAGUGGUGGAAGGUCUUAACAGCACAAAUUUAGUCGGAUCAUUACGUGGCCUAAUUCUAAAUUCUAUCAUAAAUUAAAAUAUAUAUAUAUUUGUUGUUAUGUAAAAUUGCUGCUAAUUUCUUUGGAUCACUUUACAAGACACUUUUCAUAGUUUAUAUGUAACUCCUCCCCGCAGAUGGCGGGGCACGAUCAACGUUAAUUCAUUUUUCUUAUUGUGGUUAUCCCACUGCCCUAUGAACCUGGCGACCUGAGUUCGAUUCUUGCGGGGCCCACAGUUACAUCAAUGGCAAGUGAUGUCCGAACCAGUCUUGGAUACAUCCCUUCACCAAUCUGCACUGAUCAGCAUGAUGAAGUUUGGCCAAAACAAUCAUGAUAACUGACAUGGUAUGAGGAGGCCUUCAUCCAGCAGCGGAUAGAUUCGAGGCUGUAAAUAACAUUAUCCACUAUCAACUGAACCUUACCUUCUAGACAAUACAUUUUUGUGAGAGUUCAAGUUUUAUUACAGAACGCCCCUCAUAUGAACCACUGUAUAGUGCAACGUUUAUAAAGCAAAAGCGAUUAAGUGUUUUCAAGCAACGGGUGAAUUGUGCAUAUAAAUUAUGUCAAGUGUUGCUGCAAAGCUCGCAAACAACAAAUACAUUUAAAAAUGAGAAAACAAAUUUUACUCAACGACAGAUCUUGAGCAUUUCUUAUAUCACACGAGUAAAAGCUACUGUUAUUUUAAUACAGUUGUAAUAUGUCUUUGUGUGAGGGACUGGAAGGUUUUUCUUUUUCAGGGUGGGAAAACUGCCUUAAAACCUCAUUGAAUUCAUGUUGGAAUGUUCGCACUGGGGAAUUUGUACAGGACAUGAUGGGUCAGUGAUCAGCGGCUGGUAUUGUCACUGAAAAAGCCUCCACAUUUUGUCGUUGGUUAGUGUUUGCUGUGUCAACAAAAACAAAAUGCCAGCAGUGGAUAUUCAGGUGUUGCAUCAUUGAUAAGUGUUUUUGUUUGCAUCGGUUUUUACCUGCAUUGCACUUUUAAAACAGCUGUAAUAAUCUUAAUGUUGUCCUCUUGUUUUAAAAUGGCUUAAAUUGCAAGGGUGCACCAGAUUGUUGUUGACUUCUUCAGCACUGUAUUUUAUGUUAACGGUGAGAAUGAUUGCAGGUCAAUGAAAAUCUUGAGACCUUAAUUACUUGGCUUGAAAUAAUUAUUCAGUACCUGGCACUCGCCACAUUCUGUAGUUUGCGUGCAACUAUUUAAAAUCAUUAUUGUAAUCAUGUCCGCUGAUGAUCCUCAGAGCAGCUUUUGUUUUUUCCAAUAUUCUUGUCUAUUGAGUUGCGCUAAUUAUGCUAAUUCAAUCCAGGAUAAAUAAUUAUGGCACAGGCUCCCAGAACAUGAACUCUUGACAUGCAUUUUGUCGAGGGCAAAAGCACAGAUCUCACAAUAGAUGCAAUAAUACAUCCGAUGAAGAACGAAACAGAAUUUAAAUUCACGCAAAAAAAUAUUUUGUUUUUUUAUUCUGUCGGACUGUUGGCUUCCCAGACAUAAGUUAUACAGCAAAAUUUGAAUAAGCAAAUGCAGGACCUGUUUGGACCUUGUGGGUUUUAUCAGCAGAGUCAAGCUUGCAAAGAACUGGUGAACAAUCUUCUAAGUCUGGAAGCAAUAGGCCAACAGACGAAAACACAUUUUCUUUUCGUGUGGGAAUUGAUAACGACUUUCCUCCCAAAUUCCCCACAACUGAUCAAUGAGUAUUAUACACACGCAUAUUUACACACACACAGGUACGACUGUGGCCCAAAAUGUAAGUUUAUCAUGUGCAUAUGUUGUUUUUGUUACAAUGAAGAAACAUCGGUGUGUAAAUUUUGUCCUAAAGUUAAUCAAUUAAAAUGACAAGACGAUUUUAAGCCUUAGCAAUUACAACAUAGUGGGCAUCGAAGCGAUACCCACUUGACAUAAUGCUCGGUUUUAUGUCCUCGCAAACAUUGGUUACAUUUAGUAUGCAUCCCUCGCCAAUUGCACUGGCAUAAAUGUGGGAUAAUAUCUAAUGCUGAAGGUAACCAUGAGUUAUUGAAUGCAGAUGCCUUCUGCAUUUUAUUGUUAUUUGAAGAAGUACACUAACUUUAUUUUAGCCAUCGGUGGAAAGCCAUUAUCCCGAUUGCUAACACGUCCGGUGUGUACCGUAUUUCGUCUGCUCCGUUGUGUUCGCCCGACCAUAAACAUUACAGUUGCAGUUGCAGGAAUUAACUUAAAAGCAGGACGUUUGAGCUUCAGUGUCGUCUAGCAAGCGGAGUUGUGUAUUUCUCGAAGGUGACAUCCGUAUCAGCUUAAGGGAAAAAAUAUAUAUAAAAUUUCCAUUGGUAUUGUAUUGUAAAUAUCCACAGUGUACAGCGUCCCAAAUAUAUUAACGCAUUAAUUUGUCAUGAUGCGUGCACAUUUUGUAUUCGUUGGGCCACCCAACAGUUUUGAAAGCAACGCAGACUCUUGAAACUGUUCAUCUCCCUUUUUUUUUUACUCGCAUACGGUAAGAGGGUGGAAGACACAUUUGCACGGCAGGUUUAAGUGAAGCCAUGUGCACAAAUUCCAGUUUUAAAGUCACAUUUUCCAUACUGAUCGGCCAGGUGCAUGCGUUUGUCACGACCGACGCGUUAAGAGUGGUGCGGAGUCGAACGCGUUGUGGGGAAAUAAAGUGUAACAAAAAUUCCGAUAUUUAAGAGCGCAAACAAACAAUGCACUUGUGUGUGGCGAUGUGCGUGUGUGCUAAAAAUUGGAAUUACUUGAAACCCAGAGUGCCUUAUGUGUGAGUGUAGCACGAGAGACCAAAUUUGUAAGGUUGAAACAAUCAAGGGAUUUGUGUUUGUAAGUAGCAUUCAUGAAAUGAGCAAGUAUAUAUAAUAGGAAUGUUGCAAUCGUCCUAGCAUUAGUUUUGUAACUUUAUUUGUUAUGUAACUAUUUUCUUAGUGUUUCCUCGACUAUUUUAAAUUAUAACAAAGGUAUAUAAAGCAAGAUUUAUAAUAUACUAUACGUGUUCGACUAAACAUUAACGUAUUUCCUUUUGUGCUUAGAAAUAAAGGGGGGGGGACUGCUGCCUUUCUACUCGAGAUGGGUCAUUCCUUAGCAAACUCACUGGUAGAAUAAUUCUGUAUCGGCAUGGCUGCAGCCACAUUCCGUGAGCCACCUCUCAUCCCUUAAGCAUUCCUCGCUUGACGGUCGGUGCAAGAAAUAGCACGUCCUAUACGUUCAAAACUGGACUGAUCGUCGCAAAUUUGGGAAGGCCGCGUUGAUAGCCCCACUGGUUUAUACCAUAUGCGCCGUUGUACAGAAUGUUUUUUGUCUUAAUUUGUUUUCUUCCUUUGUGUAAUACGCAAUGUAUUAUUUUGUUAUUCACAUUUGUGCUUCAUAAGGAAUGUUGCGUUUCAAUCCGAAUAUCUAGUCCUUGUUUAAUAGCAAGUUGUUGAUACUGUAUGUUGUACUGGCUAGUGCAAGCUAUGAGCUGUAUUAAAACCAGGUGUUGCGAACGUUUGCUUUGUUUACAAAUACGCCGAUGUUUUAAAUCUUAAACCACUAAUUGCAUUUGCCGUUGUGAAAUGUGCAUCGCAGCGCAGUGUCCCACAACCCUGAUUAGAAACGAGUGCAGUUCUCAAACAGUUUAUUUGAGUAAAAAAAUGUUUUUUUUAUCAAGGUAUAAGAAUUCGACGUUUUAUAGAAAACAAACUAUUGAUUUAGUUCGGUAAUACAUCUUAAUGCAGGUUUUGAUACAUUGGGAACAUUGAGAUUAGUAUAUAAAAAUGUAUUUUUCAGGGCUGUCAAGUGACAUGCAUUGCAUUUAUUACACGCAUUUCAGCCCUUUUGCACGCUCAUAUGAUAACGCACCAACACCAUGUGCAGUAUGCCCAGACCCUUAGGUCAGGGGUUAAGGAACCUGCUAUCCAUGGGCCAGUUAUGACCCACAACUUAAUUUUAAUAGGCUCACGGCCCCUUAAGCUCUUUCACUUAAAAUUGACCCGCAAAUAUUAUUUAUAAAUCACUGCAAGCAUAGGUACUUUCUGACCCGCCCCUACUGGACAUUGUAAAAAAAAAAGCUUCAUAUCUCAUCGGAUUUCUCCAGGAUAAAUAAUCCUUAUCGGGUACGAGAGGGUUGUAUUUUCGACUUGUGAACAUCAGUUUCACAUUUUUGCAUGGUCAUUCACCUCUCACUGCAGGACCUAUUCCAUUGACAACAUUUACCUAGGUGUGUUCAUGUGUUGUCCAUCACAAGUAUUUUUAAAUUCCUAGUCGGCCCUCCGUAAGGAAAAUAUUCCAAACCCGUGCUUUAGGGCGACAUGCAAAUGCACACAAACUCCGAGCAAAACGCGCCUCGCAUAGAAAACCAGGCCAAAAGCGUACACCAGCAACCUCUAACCAGACCACCAGUUUAGACAAAUUAAAUUUACCACCAAUGUCGCCUCAAAAUAAUCACGAUCUUUAACUCUGCAAACUUGACAGUCCUGUAGGGUUUUCCCCAAACACUGUACUUUUAGCAUUUUUUUUCUUCAAAGUAUUUAAAUCACUAAGGCUCCUGCAUGUUGCAGAUAUAGUUUUAUUUUGUAUGGUCUGUUGCAAAGAUCCGUUUCAUGUUGUGUGCUACGGUACAGUUUUGUUGAGAAUACGCCAUCGACCGUGAUUUAUGUCUGACAAGUGGUUUGUUUCUUCAUCCACUUGAAAUAAACAACAUCCGAUGUU
Lethenteron reissneri (Far Eastern brook lamprey) is the source of this 6841-nucleotide messenger RNA. RefSeq names its product hsp70-Hsp90 organising protein-like. The record is from RefSeq and is a predicted model, not a curated record. Gene Ontology annotation, molecular function: protein binding; metal ion binding; RNA binding. Lineage: Eukaryota; Metazoa; Chordata; Hyperoartia; Petromyzontiformes; Petromyzontidae.